UUUGUUGUCAUGUGUUAUUGUCCCGCCAAAGAUAUAUCAAUUAGUGCAGUUUUAACACGAUUUAUGGCGUAAUUUACAAUUUUGCAUGUUUUAAUAUUAUAAAUAGGGGCCAGUGCAUACUUAAGUGUACAAGUUGCUGUGUAAAAUGUCUUCGACAGUGUCUGUUUCUAAAGGUGUAUUCGUUUUUAAAAAUGGGGCAAAAGCAGCCUCAAAAUCCGCACGAAAAAAGAAAAAAGCGACCGAAAGCCUCUUCUGUGAUAGUUUAUGGUACAAAACGUAUAAAACAUUAUGGAACUCCGUUGAAACAAAAAUUCAAGAAUUAAAUAACGAUAUGUUUUCAAGUGUCCUGAGUAACUUAGUUGAUUGUAUUAAAAAUAGUUAUGCAAACCCGGUAUCAGAAAUUCCUGCUGUUGCUUUGCUCACUGGCAUCAACAUGCCGGAUCAUUCAGCUCAGUUUAAAACCUUAAAGCAAGAAAUAAAGAGAACCAUAACACCACAUUUGUGUACAUUGAGUGGAGAAGAUUGCCACAAUUUAAAAUAUCUAGUGGAAACUAUGAUCCACCAACUAGUUAAAAAUGAAGAUGUGAUGGAUGAAGAGGACGAAUCUGACUCAGACACUCCACGAAUUAAAAAGUCUCAGUGCAACUUUUCUUUACUACAGUAUUGGUAUGAAGAACUGUACUUAAAUAAAUCACAGAAACUUUCACCCAGCAAGAAAAUAAUCGUUGUGAUAAUUCCACACUUUGAGAACUUUUCCCCUAAAGUGCUUCAGGAUUUUAUUUUAAUCGCUAGUUCGUACAUUAAUAUUUUACCAUUCGUGUUUGUGUUCGGCGUAGCGACGUCGCUUUCGGUUGUUCAUCGUUCCUUACCCUAUCACGUUUCCUCAAAAAUUAAUAUCCAAGUCUUCCAUUCCUUUCCUUCCACAGUGUACUUGAAUAACGUUCUCGAAAAUAUUCUAUUUUCAAGAGACUGCCCGUUUCAUUUAGGUGGAAAAGUAUUUAAUCUCUUUCGUGAUAUAUUUUUGUUUUAUGAUUUGUCUGUCAGCGGUUUUAUCCAGAAUUUUAAGUACGCGAUGCUCGAACACUUUAGUUACGGUAACGCAAUGGCGCUAUGCCAGAAAAAACACGUUAAACAAAUUAUUGAAGACUUUACUCACGACGAUCUCGAAAAUGUGCGUCAAAUCAUGUCUUUCAGAAAACUAGUCGAAAGCGAAGAACCAGAGAAUAGAAUUCGCCUUUUAACUGAUGAUACGUAUUUUAAAAAUGUUCUAAGGAGAGAAAUUAAAAAAAUUAUGUCGUAUUUGCCGAAUUUGCAUUUGUUUUUAAGGUGUCUACACGUGUUAGUGCACGACUUACCAAAAGCACCAUUAGGAAAACAGGUGCGCGAACUGUAUGCUGUCGCAGUGUCAAAAAACAUCACCACGACUCAGGAAUAUAAAGAAUGUUUCCAGUUAUUAUCAUUUCAAUCAAAGGAGGAGUUAACUAAGAAGAUUGUAAGGGUUAAGGAGCUCAUUGUGAAUAAUUUUGAACAAUCUCAUUUGGAUUAUGAAGUAGAGGGUAUUUUAGUCAAUGAAUUUGAUAAGUUUAUGACGCAGCUAGAUAAUUUGGAACUGGUGGAAGAUAAGAAGGAAGAAGUGACGCAGAAAGACUCUUUGCUUGAGUUAAUGAAUAGAUUAGAUCUUAAGGAGAAAUUAAAACAAAUGUCACAAAAUAAACCACUGAAUAAAUAUGAAAAAAUUCGUCAUAAUUUACUAAAUUUUCUGUCAAGCCAGUUUGAGGUGUAUUUAGUACCACCGAGCAAUUUCUAUUUUCAUGAAAUUUUCUUUUUUAAUGAUAUGUCAAUUCAGAGUCAUAUUAUAGGAACUCACAGAACAGCGAUCCACACAGCUUUAAAUGAUCCACAUUUUUAUCUGCAGUGUCCUUGCUGCAGUAUACCCAAUGACUCAGUGAUAUUACCUUCCAUGCCAGAUAUAUGUAUAGUGUACAAACUACACCUUGAAUGUGGAAAAAUGAUCAAUUUGUAUGAUUGGUUACAGUCAUUCCUAAGUAUUGUGGAUCCACAGGAGCUUGAUGAUGAUUCCAAGCCGACAGUAGAUCCGGAAUUACAAGCCCGAUUUACGCAAGCGGUAGCAGAGCUAGAAUAUCUAGGUUUUAUUAAAAGUUCAAAAAGGAAGACUGACCAUGUGACUAGACUUACUUGGGGCGGUUGAAGCAUAUUUUAUUAAAUAAAGAUCUGAACUAUAAA
Molecule: messenger RNA, 2244 nt
Organism: Zophobas morio
Lineage: Eukaryota; Metazoa; Arthropoda; Insecta; Coleoptera; Tenebrionidae
Gene: Orc3
Product: origin recognition complex subunit 3
Exons: 9
Coding region: 146-2209 (687 amino acids)
Biological process (GO): DNA replication initiation; DNA replication
Cellular component (GO): nuclear origin of replication recognition complex; nuclear pre-replicative complex; DNA replication preinitiation complex
Molecular function (GO): DNA replication origin binding
Source: RefSeq, a predicted model, not a curated record